This is a messenger RNA of Ilex paraguariensis (yerba mate), 3145 nucleotides long. The record is from the annotation of a GenBank genome assembly. Lineage: Eukaryota; Viridiplantae; Streptophyta; Magnoliopsida; Aquifoliales; Aquifoliaceae.
AUGGUAAAGCUUGCUGUAUCCUUUCUGCUAGACCAACUAAAGCCCUUCUUGCUUGAAGAGGCAAGGCUUUUAGGUGGUGUUCGGGAAGAAUUUGUGGACAUCAAAGAUGAAUUGAAACAAAUGCAGGCCUUUUUGAGAGUUGCCGAUGUAAGAAAAGAGACUGAUCCACAACUCAAAGUUUGGGUGGAGCAAGUUCAAGAUGUUGCUUUUGAUACCGAAGAUGUUCUCGAUGAAUUCAUGCUCCAAUUUGGGCAUGCUCGUGGGGAUGGAUUCCAAGGUUUUCUUCGUAAGAUUGCUUGCUCCAUUAAGAAUCUAAAAGCUCGCCAUCAAAUUGCUUCUGAACUACAAAAAAUCAAGUCUAGAGUCGACAAUAUUUCUAAGGUAAAUUCGGGGAGAUAUCAAAUCACGGAGCAAGGCUCAAGCUCUACCUUCAUUUGCACCACAGGGAAUGAUGGUCGAGGUAAUGCCCUUCUAAUAGAAGAAUCUGAGCUUGUGGGCAUCGAGAAGCCGAAACAACAACUCAUUACUUGGGUUCUUGGUGGUGAUUCUCGACUCAGAGUGGUUUCAGUGGUGGGUAUGGGAGGAUCGGGCAAAACCACGCUCGUAAAAAAAGUGUUUGACGAUAACCAUGUGAAAACACAAUUCCAAAGCCAUGCUUGGAUCACUGUUUCAGAAUCAUUUAACUUAGUGGAGCUCCUAAAGAAAAUGAUCAGCCAACUCCAUGAUGAAAUACGGCAAGACCCGCCUCGAAGAAUGGAAUCCAUGAAUGACAAUGAGCUUAAAGUAGUCAUCAAAGAAUUCCUCCAUGAACGAAGGUAUGUGGUUGUGUUAGACGAUGUAUGGACCAUAGAAGCAUGGGAAGCCAUCAAGUACGUAUUCCCUAACAACAACUGUAAGUCUUGCUUACUACUCACAACUCGUAUGCAUGAUGUAGCUUCUACUUCGUCCUCAGAUUUCCAUGGUGAUCAUAUCCACCACAUGAAAGCCUUGUCUGAUGAAGAGUCCUGGGCUCUGUUUUGUAAGAAGACAUUUAAUGACACCUGUUGCCCUCGACAGUUAGAAGAAUACUCACGAAAAAUAUUAAGAAAAUGUGAGGGAUUGCCACUUGCAAUUGUGGUAAUUGGUGGUGUGUUGGCAUCGAAGGACAAAAGUACAAUAAAAGAGUGGGAGAUGAUCAAUUGUAGCCUCGGCGACGAGCUGGAAAACAAUGACAAAUUUGAGAGAAUAAAGAAAAUAUUAUAUCUCAGUUAUAAUGAUCUCCCUUACUAUCUCAAAAAUUGUUUCUUGUACUUGGGCAUUUUUCCUGAGGAUUACGAGAUUGAUAUAUCAGGACUGAUUCGACAGUGGACUACAUUACGACUCGUGCAAGGGAGAGAAACAAAGACUGUAGAAGAAGUUGCUAUGGGAUAUUUCAAUGAACUUCUCAACAGAAGUUUAAUCCAAUUGCAAUGGACAGAACCAAAGAUGAUAGAAGAACUUGCUGACGAUUAUUUCAAUGAAGUUCUCAGCGGUAGUUUAAUCCAACGACUGGACACAAAAUGGGAGGGAAGCCCUAGAACAUGUCAUAUUCAUGAUCUUUUACGGGAAAUCCUCAUGCCCAAGUUGAGAGAGCAGAACAUUAUAAUUGUAGCCAGUGGACAAGACAUAAGGUGGCCUGACAAAGCCCGUGGAUUAGCAAUACAUAACUUAGAGGAUGUAAAAGAAAACAAGUGUCUUCGGCAACUUCGCUCGCUUGCCAUAUUUGGGAGAAUGGAUUCAGGAAGAAAUACAUCUCUUUUUUCGCGUUUAAUUGAUGGCUGUAAGUAUCUAAAGGUUUUAGAUUUAAGUUAUUCUUGGAUGGGUACAUUCCCAGAUGGAGUUUGUAAACUACUUCAUCUCAGGUAUUUAAGCAUGAGGGCAACAUGGUUGAGAGCCAUUCCAAAAUCUAUUCAAAAGCUUCGGAACCUGGAGACCUUGGAUCUAAGAUAUUGUAAUGUAAAUGAGUUACCGGUCAACAUAGGAGAGCUUCGAAAACUCCGAUACCUUCUUCUGGGAUGGGGCAAAAUUCGUGAAUCUCGUUGUAAAGCCCCUAUGAAUAUAGGAAAUUUGUCAUCUUUGCAAAAGCUUGGUACAAUUGAUGCAGACGAGAGCAAUGGCAACAUUAUAAUGGGAGAAGUGGGGAAGCUUACCCAACUAAAGACUUUAUACAUUACAGGGUUGAGAAGAGAAGACGGCAUGACCCUUUGCUCUUCCCUUGCAAAACUGAGCAAACUUCGUUCAUUGACUGUUCGCUCAGUUUUUAAAGGACAUGAAUUCCUUGAUCUGCUAUCUUUAUCUUCAUGUCCUCCAUUUCUACAAAAGUUGCAACUGAUCGGACAACUAGAGAAUGUACCACGUUGGAUACUUUCUCUUCAAAGCUUGGUUAGAUUACAGUUAGGAGAGAGCAAGUUAAGGGAUGACCAAAUACAAUGCCUACAAGAUUUGCCAAAUCUUCUGCAACUUGAAUUGAAUUUUGCGUGCGUUGGAGAGAGUUUGUUUUUCAAGGUUGGAGGGUUUCAGAGGCUCAAGAUUUUAAAGCUUUAUAAUUUACAAGAAUUGAGAUGGGUGAGAGUCGAGCAAGGCGCCAUGCCCAAUCUUGAAAUGCUAUACCUUCGUUAUUGUCCAUUAGAGAAGGUACCGGUAGGAAUUGAACAUCUAACCAAACUUCAACUCUUAGAUCUAUCAUAUAUGUCUGAUUCAUUCAUUAAGAAGUUGUCUAAUCGAGGCAAAGAAGGUGGGAUUUACAAGAAAAUCGCACACAUUUCUGAGAUACAUAUCAAAAUCAUUAAAAACGGUGCUCGUGAAGAAUUUUAUCUACAAUAAUUGGAAGAGUUGUUUCCAGGUUGACGAAGAGGAGUUUACGCGAUAACUGGAAGGGAGCAAGAAUGAUGGUUUUGUUGGUGCUGGAAUGAGGCUUUUGUUGGUGCUGCUGGAAUGAUGGUUUUGUUGCAAUAAUGCUGGAAUGAUUUUGCUUUUGAAGUGUGGUUUUAGUAAAACAGUUGGGUGUAUGUUAUUAUGAUUGGAAUGGAACUUUAUGCUAUUGUAGUUGUUUGUACUAUCUAGAUUUGGAACAUAUGUGUGUUUAUUUGUAAUAUCUUGUGAUGUUGGGAUAUCAUAUGUGGGUUUA